Molecule: messenger RNA, 8797 nt
Organism: Caenorhabditis angaria
Lineage: Eukaryota; Metazoa; Nematoda; Chromadorea; Rhabditida; Rhabditidae
Source: the annotation of a GenBank genome assembly
AUGUCAGUCAAGGACGAGAAUAUUAUGAAGUGGGUUGGGCAAAAAAAUCGAGAGAAAAAAAAGAAGAAGAGAUGAAAAAAAAUUGGAAAUGAGCGGAAAAUGAGCAGAUAUUUACAUAGGAUGAGUAGAGAACCCCACAAAAAAAAGAUAGAUUUAUCUGUGUGAGUGAAAGAAAGUAGGAUAGGUUACUGGCUCGAAAAAAAAAUACAAAAAUAAAUAGUGAGAGCUAGUUUUUGGUCGAGCAUUGUUUUGUUGAUUCGGGAACAUUUUUUACGGUAAUUUGGUCGAAGAAUACAUUACUGUUUUCAAAUGUUAUUCGGAAAGUUAUUGGUUUUUUGAAACAGUAAGUUUUUGAUUUUCGAAAUCACAUAUUUAGAAUUCUCAGAUUUAAUUUUGAAACAGUGAAGAUUGUUGAAUUCCUCAAAAAAUUCUGAAAAUUUGAAAAAGACAGUUCGUGCUAUCAAAAAAUUCACUGUUUCAAAAAAUGUAUAAGUUUCGGAAGGAAUUAAAAUUUUAUUAGAGAACCGAAUCUUAUUCCGAAAAAAACUCCCAAAAAUCAUAAGCUGAUCCUUUAUAUACAUUUUGUAUGAAUACAAAAUUCUAGAAAAAUUUACUGUUUCAAAAAUUUCAUAAAUUUUCAUGCGAAAUUUUGAAAUUGAUUAUUGUUUUCCAUAUAUUCAAGAAAAAACAACAGCAAAACGAUAUCUGAAAAAUUAUCCAGAAUUUCUACGUUUCAGAAAGUUAACAAAAAAUUUCACAGAAAAUUCAGAGCUGAUCCCUUAUAUACAUAUUUAUAAGAAGUAAUUCCAGAAAAAAUCACUGUUUUAAAAAAAGCAGAAAAAAAUUGAUUCUGGAGCUGAUCCCCUGAAUGAAAAUUCUAGAAAAAUUAACUGUUUCAAAAACUCUCGACCUUCACUGUGAGAGUUCAGAUUUUAUUAAAUCAUGCGUGUACUUGAAAAAAUACCCCCAAAAUUUUACGUAUCAAAAAAACCUCAAAGAAUUUCACAGUGAAUUCAUAACCAAUCCUUUGUACACAUAUUUAUAGGAAUCAAAAUUCUAGAGAAAAAAUAACUGUUUCAAAAAUUUCAUAUAUUUUUCAUUGGAAAAUUUUAAGUCAAAAUUCAAUAGAAUUUCUAGCUCCAAAAAAAUUUCAAAAGAAGCGGAAACGUGUCACAACAAUUAUCCACGGUUGAUUUUUUUUGAGAAAAAACACGGUGUGCCUUUGAUUUAUUCAUGAUUUUUCAGUGAAUUGAAUAAUCUCUGAACCAACAAAAAAAUAAUGAACAAGUCUUCUAAUAAUAAAAAUUGGAGAGUAGAAGAAGAAGAAGGAGGAAAGCUUUUCUUUGUUCAAUAAUUCAUUUACAUAGCUUUCUAGUCCCCUUUUUUAGUAGUUAGUCAGUCGAAAAAAAACGACAAAAAAAGAAGAAAAAAUAGCAGAAAAGGCGACAAUUUUCACGCGAGUCUUAACUUUCAACAACUUGGAAAAUUGCACAAAAAUCACGCAUUUUUAAUGGGCGCAAAAAAAAGGAAGGAAAAUGGAGAAAAGUCAGAGAAUGAGGGGGGAGUUUUGAAAAGGGAAUAGAAUUCAACGUAGUUUUUUUUUGCACUCAAAUUUGUAUUUUAACAAAAGUUGACUGAAAAUGGAUUUUUUAGCAAAAAAGUUUCUAAAUUGAAAUUUUUGGGAUUUUUUUGAAACAGUGAGAUUUUUUUUUGAUGAAAAAGAGGAAUUUUUCAAAAUUCUGAACAAAAUAAAUAACAUGAGCAAUGAUUUCCCGAAAAAUGUAAUUCUUGUAAUUUUAUGAUCCGCAAUCGAACGAUAUCAUCAAAGAUUCAAAAUAAAAUUUUUUGUGAAAUUUUUUUUUCUAGAAAUUCAUCCAAAACGUAUAUAACAUGAGCAAUGAUUUCUGCUAAAGUUUUUGAUUCAAAAAAUUUGAACUUUCUUCACUGGGAUUACUUAUCAUCGUUCAAAAAUUGUUGGAAUAUUCAAAAUAUUUUCGAAACAGUGAAUUUUUUCAAAAAAAUUUGAAAAUUCAAGUUAUAUUGUUUUUUGUACUAAAAUUUUUGAUUUUUUGUCUACAAAUCAAUCUUGAAGCUCUAUCAAAAAACUUUAUAGAUUAAUAUUUUUCUGAAUUUUUUGAAACAGUGGAAAUUUUGAGUUCUAAAUUUUUAUAGGAACUCAAAAAUUCAUAGAAAAUCUAACAUUUCGUUUUUUCUGAAAAAACUUUACAGUGCAUUUUUUUCAAAAAAUAUCUCAGAUUUCAAGUUUUUUCGUAAGACUAAAGUUCAAAUUUUGCUCAGAAAAAUUAAACAAAAAUUCACUAGAUGCUUUAUUUAAAAAAAAUGUGUUUGAUUUCCGAAAAAACAAACAAUUGUUGAAAAAAAUAUGAAUUUUUGAGUGAAAAGUUCAGUGGUCUUUGAAAUUCAUUUCAGUUUUUUCUCACAUAAAUUUUGAAUGAGGUUUGAGAGAGAAAAUGAUGAAAUGUUGAAGGUUUUUUUUGAAUUUUAAGAUCAGAUCACGAGAAAUUUUUUAAUGCUGAUUUUUGGAAAAAAAACUGAAACAGUAAAAAAUUUGGAUUUCAUUUUUCUGGAAAUUAAUAAAAAGUAUUCGAGGAAUUUUACUUAUCAAAAAAAAUUACUUGAACAAAAUUUAGAAAAUCCCUGAAACAGUGAAAAAAUUUUACCAAAUCAUAAACGGUUGCUGAAACAGUAAAAUUCAAAGUUUUAUCCCAAAAAAAAUUUUUACUCACUUUUUUCACCCAACAAAAAAAUGAAGUACACACAUCAAAACCAAAUAAACCAAACCGACAACAAAAAGCUAAUGGAGCAUGAAAAAAAUCACGUUUUUUUUCCUUUUUGCUAAAAAAAACCACCCAAAAAAACUUUUCUCGUUUCAGACAAUGCCAUUUGCUCAAAGGACAUAGUGAACAUCGGACAAAUGAGUGGAAAGAGCAAGAAGUUUUGAGGUGAGCAGAAGGAACUUGGGGAAUUUUUUAAUGUUUCAAAAAUUUGGGAAAAUAAAUUUAUGGUGGGGUAUUUUGAUGAAGCAAUAGAUAAUCGAUUUUUGCAAAGAAUAUUUUAAAAUCUGAAAUUUUUCACUGUUUCAAAAUAUUUUUAAAUCUCUGAGAAACUAAAAUGUAUUCAAUACAUUCUAAAAAAAACCAAAAAAGGUGUCAAAGUGAUAAUAUUUACAUACUCCGUAAGAAGAUAAGCAGAAAUUUCAACACAGAAAAAAUGACAUAAAAUUUUUGGGGGUCGCGUGCUAAAGAAGUACUUGACAAAAGUUCACUGUUUCAAAUUUUUAAUGAAUAUUUUGUGAGGUUUCGGGGGAUGAUGAUUCAAAUGAAGUGGGAAAAUAAAAAUUAACUGUUUCAAAAUUUGGAUGAAAUUUUUGAUGAGGUGUUGUUUUUAACAAAAACAUUUCAGAUUUUGAAAGUUUUCUUUUGUUAAAAAGUUCACUGCUUCAAAAUUUGUAUUUAUUUUUCUGGCGUCGUUUUUUUUCAAAAUUGAAACAGCUUUGAAUACAAAAUUAAAAUUCAAUUUUAAAACUUGAAAAAUUACUGUUUCAAUUUUAUUUUAUAAAUUUCUGACCAGUUUUUGAGUCGAAUGAGUUAGAAAACAUUGAAAAAAAUUUCUUUUGCGAAAAAUUCACUGUUUCAAAAAUUUUAUUAAUUUUUUUGGUGUUAUUUAUUUUUUUAAUCGGUCUUUUUACAGGAAUAAAUUCAAUUUUGGUUAAAAAACUUGAAAAAUUACUGUUUCAAGUUUAAUUAAUAUAUUUCUGACCAGUUUUUAAGUCGAGUGAGUUAGGAAACAUUUUAAAAAAAUUUUGCGAAAAAUUCUUUUGCAAAAAAAUUCACUGUUUCAAAAUUUUAAUACAUUAUUUGGUGUCACAUAUUUUUUAAUCGGCUUUCCUUUUGACGGGAAUAAAUUCAAUUUUGGUUGAAAAACUUGAAAAAUUACAGUUUCAAUCCAAAACUCUCUCCAUUUUUCCAGAAGUUGUGUUCAAGCUCUCGAAGGUCGAUGUUCUCGUCGAAGCGAAGUUUCGCAUCAACAAAAAAUGGCCGUCAAGCAAUUUGUAGCCAAAAUCGAAGUAAUGUUACUUAAUGAAUUAUCCGGAUUUGUAGAGCGAAAAAAUGAACCAGAUCGUCGUCUAAUUUCAAGAUUAAAUCGAGAAUUGAUCAAUAUUGAUGCAAAAGAUGAGCGACCUUCAAUUUAUCAUGUUCCAUCGCCAUCUCGACCAGCUUGGAAAACAUGGACACUUAGUGAUUCGGAUCCGAAUAAAAUGCAAAAAGUUUUGGAUUUGACUUCGAAUAUUAUGAGGAUUCCGAAAACAUCGAGUAGUAUUGAUGAUAUUUCGGAAAUUAAACAUUCUGCUGAUUGGGAUGCUAGAUAUAUUACUCAUGUUAUAUGUGAAAAUAUUGGAAUUACACCGUUUGUUGUUCAUGAGUGAGUUUGGGGAGGUUAAACAUUUUUUCAAAUUUUUAUUCAGCAUUUGAAAUCAAAUUUCUGAAAUUCUCAUAAAUGAACUUACUAGCACCAUCAAUUUUCAUACAUAACUCACAUGCAAAUUUUGAAACAGUGAAUUUUCGGGAAAAAAAUCUAGGAUUUUUACUGGUGUUUUCUGAGUCACAAAGAUUUCUAUGAGCAUGCCCGUGAAAAUUUUAGGAAAAUUUUGAAACAGUGAUUUUUCUCAAACGCUUUUUCUCUGGAUCUUUAAUUCUGAUGAAAAAAACCUCUAUAAUUGGAGAAACCCCUUUUAUUUUUUAUAUACAAAAGUUUUGAAACAGUGAAUUUUCGGGGAAAAAAUCAGAGAUUUUCAAUAUAAAAAAUGUAGUGUUUUCUGAAUCUAAAACGAUUUCCACGAACAUUGAAUGGGUUCAACAUUCCAAUUUGAAACCGAGAAAACUUAAAGGAAAUUUUGAAACAGUAAUUAAUUCUCAAUUUUUUUUUCUAGAUUUCUGGAAGAUUUUAAUUCCAAAAUUUGGAGCAAACCCUUAUACAAAAAUUUUGAAACAGUGAAUUUUUUCCGAAUCAUAUUUUUGCAGCUCAUCUCGAAGUGACAUAACCGAAGAACAUCGUCGACGUGGAUGUUCUGUCGAUUCUUCAAUGUCCUCUCGUUUUGUCCGCGAUACUCCAUACGUCAGUUCAUUUCGUGAAAAAUCGAUACCAAUUGAAGAUGGAAGAUUUGGCUCGGUUUCAUCGUCGAGUUUAAAUGCUUAUGAGAAAUUAUCAACAAAUGUUUCGUCUUUGCCACCUUUGAGUGAUUAUACAUCACAUCCAAGCAGUAUUUUGGUGAGUUUUGAGGGGUUUGGGAUUUUUGGGUGGAUUUUUGAAAAGCUUAAAAAAUCCACAAAAUUUGCUGUUUCAAACUUUUGAUAUUGAUUUUAUGGUUCAUUUUUUUCUUGUUAUUAUGUUCAAAAAAAAAAUCCAAUUUUAACAAAUGAUAAUUUUAAAAAAUUCCGAAAAUUUACUGUUUCAAAAAUUUUAUAUUAUUUUUUGUUUUAAAAUAUUUUAUUGAUUAGUUAUGGAGAUUUGAUUCCUUUGAAUUUUUUGAAAUUUUUUUUUCAAUGAAAGUUUAAAAAUCCCGUGAUUCUUGAGAACUUCAAAAAUUUACUGUUUCAAAAUUUUGAUAUAUAAUUUUUUAGUUCAAUCUUUUCUGGUUCUGAUAACGCUUUUAUUUUUCAAAUUACAAAAAAUCCAAAUAAAAUUUUUUUUUAAAUCUAGAAAAAUUUACUGUUUCAAAAUUUUGAUAUUUUCUGUUCAAAGUAUUUUUUGAUUAGUUUUGGAGAUCCUAUGAAUUUUCUGAAAUUUUUUUUCAAUGAAAGUUUAAAAAUCCCGUGAUUCUUGCGAAUUUCAAAAAUGUACUGUUUCAAAAUUUUGAUAUUGAUUUUAUGGUUCAAUUUUUUCUUGUUAGAAUGUCGUUUCAUACGAUUUUCAAAAAAAAAUCCAAUCUUAAUAAAUAAAAUUUUUUAAAAAUCUAGAAAAUUUACUGUUUCAAAAAUUUUAUAUUAUUUUCGUUAAAAAUAUUUUAUUGAUUCAAAUUGGAUGAUAUGAAUUUUUCGAAAUUUGUUUCAAUGAAAGUUCAAAAAUCCCGUGAUUCUUGAGAAUUUCAAAAAUGUACUGUUUCAAAAUUUUGAUAUAUAAUUUUUUGUUCAACCUUUUCUUGUUAUGAUGUAGCGUCUUUCAUCCGAUUUCCAAAAAAAAAAUCCAAUGUUAUUUUUUAAAAAAUCACGAAAAUUUACUGUUUCAAAAAUUUUAUAUUAUUUUUGUUCAAAGUAUUUUAUUGAUUCAUAUGUUUCAAUGAAAAUUCAAAAAUUCUAUAUUUCUCGAGAAUAUCAGAAAAUCCCGUUUCAAAACUUCUUUACAUUCCAGAGUUCCUCAAUAACCCCAACACCCCGUGAAGCCGACGAAGACGAAGCCGCGCAACGCGAAGAAAUCUACUGUUUCGGCAAAAGCUAUCUGACUCGUCCGAUUUGCGUCGAAGCAUUCAGCACAGCCUCGAAACCUAAUCGACUUGCAAUUACAGAUAGUUGUGGGGGUAAGGAAAUUGACAUUUAGAAAGAAAAGGGAACCUUAUGAAAUAUUUAUGUUUAGGUGUUUAUAUAACAAGUGCAAAUGGCGAAAUUGAGCAACAUAUUUUGAUAAAAAAUUCAUCAGCAAGUUCGAUUUGUGUGGAUGAGAAGAAUGAGUUAUUGUAAGUCAACGGGGGAUUUUCUGAUUUGAAAAAUCAAAAAAAAAUUUCGGACUGCAAGACUCACUAUAAAUUAAAAAUAUGAGACUGAAAGGUAUACUGUAGCUCUAAACUACAAGGAGUACGGUGGCCUCAGGCUGCAGGGAUUACUGUAGACUAGGGUUAAUUUAAACUGCAAAUACAUACUGUAAUUCCGGGACUGCAAAUUUUACUGUAGCAUCAUCAAAUUAUAGUGUAGUUUCAAUGCUACCAGACUAGAAGGGUUACUGUAACCAGGCUGCAAGGAGUACUGUAUUUUGAAAAUUUUCAGAUUUUCAAGAAAAAUAUACCAAAAAAUCGGAAAAUUUUGCAGAUAUGUAAGUGUAAUGCAAUCAAAAGGUAGAUCAAUUCAUGUCUUUGAUAUUGCUUUGGACUGUAAAAAAGUCGAAGUGAUUUCAUGUCCAAAAGACCCGAAAAUUGAAAUGAGCCGAACACGUUGGAUUACUGUAGGACCACGUGGACAUUUAUUUAUGACAAGUGGAGAUAAUAUAAAAAGUGCACUUUGGACAUAUAUUCGAAGUAAAAAAGCGUGGAAAUUGUUAAAGGAAUCGAAAAAAUCUAGGUAUCAAUAUUUGAAUGUGGCUGAGGAUCAAGCUGAAUAUAAGUGAGUUUGGGAUUGUGGGAUUCGGAUUGGGUUAAGAUAUUUCAAUUUAAGAUUUAUAUAAUUGUUGAAAUUGUGUAGUUACCAAACUUUAAUUUUCAAAUAAUUGAAGAUUUGAAUAUUUUUUAAAUCAGUGAAUUUUUGAGUAAAAAAACAUAUUUUUGUUCAAUCGAAGUAGAUAAUCUAAAUACUCACAAAAUUCGAAUGUUGAAUAUAACUUAAUUUUGAAACAGUGGAUUUUUCACUGCAUAAAAAUUAAAUUUUCCAGAAAUUUUCAAACUAAACGUAAGCGAGGAAAAAGCAUCAACAAUUUUCAUUGAAAAACUUGAAUAUUUUUUGAAACAGUGAAUUUUUGAGUUGAAAAAACAUAUUUUUAAAAUUCAAUCCAAGGAUUACUCACAAAUUUCGAGAGUUGAAAAUAAGUAAAUUCUGAAACAGUGGAUUUUUUCCCAAAUUUUUUAACGCUGAACAUUUUUUUCGCUGUAUAAAAAAACUUUCAAAAUAAAUUUCAUGACAACGACAAUCAGCAAUAUUUUAAAAAUUUUAUAGAACAUUUUGUAUAAUUUUUGAAACAGUGGAUUUUUUCCUCAAUUUUUCGAACACUCAAAAUUGUUUAUUGAGAAACUUUUUUGUUUGUCGAGAAACAAAAUCCAAUUUCUCAGAAUUUUUUAAAAUUAAUUUUAUGCAAAGGUAAUCCAACAUUUUCAAAUUUUUCAUUGAAAGUCUUAAAUAUUUUAUGAAACAGUGGAUUUUUUUUCAAUUUUUUGAAUUCUGUGAAAUGCAUUUUUCAUUGAGUAACUUGUUUAUUUUUUGAAACAGUGAAAUUUUGAGUUGAAAGACCCACACAUUACAAACAUAUAAUACUCACAAAAUUCAAAUGUUGGAAAUAAUGAAUUUUCGAAACAGUGGAUUUUUUUUUGAAAUUAUUUUACUAUAAAAAUCAUUUUCCAGUAAAUUUUCCUUUCAAAAUUCCUAUUUUUGCAGAGCGGUAGUUCUUCUAACUUGCGAUGCUGCCAAUAAUCGUCUCCUUCUUUUCGUCGUCGAUCAUUCAAUGAGUUUGAUAAAUGAAUAUGAUUUGAGUAAAACCUAUCGACUUCAAGAACAUAUUCAUUCACCAGCUUCAGCGAUUGUUGAUAAGGUAUUUAUUCUCAUUUUAUUUAUUAUCUCAAAAUAUUUGAAUAUUUCUAUAGAACGGCAAUCUUCUAAUCCUCGAUUACGCAAAUGGCAAACUUUGGAUCCUGUUAUCUGGCGUCAAAGGUGUUCGCCGCCUCAAACAAGUUCCCCUUCCAGAAAUCGUCAAACCACAAGAAGCUCUCGGAAUAUGCACCAAGAAUGAUAUUUUGUACAUGGCACUUUUUAAUAGGCGCGAAAUUUUAUGUUGCAAAUAUUUGGCCGAUGGUGUUUUCCGCCCAAUGGUCACCAGCUCACCGAUUCAGCAAAGAAGAAGCACAAGUUUGCCGAGGAAUUGA